AUGUUUCUUAACAGAACCAUGGUCACUUUUGCUUUAGUUAUUUCCACCGCGGUCUUAUUAGGUUGGUACAUGAGGAGGAAACGCAAAAACAAUAACGAUGAAAAUAGAAUCGAUGAUCAGGAGCCUGAAGAUAACUUAUCGGUCAUUUUAAAGGACAAUCGGUUUAUAUUAUUUAUGAUCGAUGGUUUAAUUCUCGUUGGAUACUUCCUCAGGAUGUUACCGAUCGGAUUGGUUGCCCAAUUAGUGCUUUUCGCAUUACUAGCAUACACCUUUCAUAUAGUAUUGUCAAAAUGUUAUGCGAUUAAUGUAAUUUGGUGUCAAGGGAUAAUUUCUAUAAAUGUUGACAUCGAUUUAAAAUUAUUUCCAAAAUUAAGAAUCUUGAAAUUAUUUUACCUCAGUGGUAGAACGCAGUGA
Molecule: messenger RNA, 414 nt
Organism: Rhopalosiphum maidis (corn leaf aphid)
Lineage: Eukaryota; Metazoa; Arthropoda; Insecta; Hemiptera; Aphididae
Exons: 3
Coding region: 1-414 (137 amino acids)
Source: RefSeq, a predicted model, not a curated record